Molecule: messenger RNA, 3739 nt
Organism: Malaclemys terrapin pileata
Lineage: Eukaryota; Metazoa; Chordata; Testudines; Emydidae
Product: 2'-5'-oligoadenylate synthase 3-like
Exons: 9
Coding region: 484-1872 (462 amino acids)
Biological process (GO): regulation of ribonuclease activity
Cellular component (GO): cytosol; nucleoplasm; membrane
Molecular function (GO): double-stranded RNA binding; 2'-5'-oligoadenylate synthetase activity
Source: RefSeq, a predicted model, not a curated record
CUCCACUGUUGGCAUAGGCUGAGAGUCUAAGAACAGAAGCUGAGACCACAGCUUGUCAGUUUCUGGUUCAGGUUUAAGUGUUUCCAGAGUCGCCUUAACCUACAUAGAAAGCAUGAGUACUCUAUUUUCAAAUCAUGCAUGUCUCUUCAUGCUUUUGAAAAACUCUUGCCACACAUAGAAUCAUUAAUAAGAUGGUCUCAUUCUGGUGGCAUGCAAACUACAAGUCCCACAAUUCUCUGCAUCUGGGGAUGGUGCAGAAAGGCUUUCAGCCUGUUCACAUGGAGGUAACUAGGAAACGAAGAAAUAAACACACUUGCCAUGAAGUGAAAGUACCUUUUUUGCAAAAGUAAAAGGAAUCUUCUUUGACAGACCUGUACCAGGAAAGUUCUUCCAAUGUGAUAAACUCCCUUUUGAAUGGGUAUGCAUGGAAAAGAAAAGUGAUGGAAAGAAACCAGGGCUUCUGUACAGCUUAUUCUUCAGAAAAUGUUUAGGAUGAGGUCUCUAAAAUCCUACAACUGUGAGCAAUGUGGAAAUGAUUUUGUCAGCCGCACCGCCUUGAGGUAUCAUUUCCGAGCAAAACAUCUUGGAAAAGUUCACUGUGAGAAAUGUGGUAGGGAAGUUUUGAGAGAAACACUUCAGGACCAUGAAGCGGCCAACCAUGAAAGAAUGACUGCUGAAAAAAAAGGGUGUUUCUGGGACAUGCCUCCAAAGAGGGAAGCAAAAUUUGUGGCCAUGGAAAUGUCUACCUCCUGCAGGAUGUGCCCAAGGCAGUUUGGAACAAUCCAUAGCAGGGAACACCAUGAGAAACAAGAUCAUCACUUCACAGCCAGCAAAAGAGCUCAAAUGGCCACUGGAUUUUCACCUGAUAAUAUCUUGGAUUAUAAAAAUCCAACAGAACUAAAGAGAUUUGUAGAAGAAAAGCUUCGCCCCAUUCCAGGCCCUGCAAGCAUUGCCUGUGCAACAGAUAUUGAGGCAAUUAUUAAUUUGAUCAAGGAAUGCUUCCCAUUACCAAUAGCUCGGCUAAUCAAGGGAGGCUCAUAUAUAAAAGGAACUGAUACACAAGGCUGGUCUGAUGUUGAUAUAGUGCUAUUUAGUGAAGCCUUUGAAAAUCUAGAAGACUGCAAAAAGAAACUGCCAGAAGUUAUAGAUGAUCUUGGGAAAAGACUGAAGGAAUCUUCGUGGGCCAGCAGGAUACUGAUGGAGAAAAGGACCCAGUCAUCCUUACGGUUUCAUUUCAAAUGCUAUAAGAAUCACCACGGUCACUCGUUUGAUAUCAUGCCUUGCUAUGACAUACUGGGGCCUGCGCCAUCAACAGGUUUAAAACAGAGCUUUUACCACAAGAUCUAUCUCUGUAAUGACACAGAUGAAAUCCAGCUGUACUCAAUGUCCCUGCUGCAGUACCAGGUUGAAUUUAUCAAGGCAUCUACCAUGAAGGUGAAGGAUCUGAUUCGUUUAGUUAAGCACUGGUUCAGGACUUCCUUUGCUAAACCAACAGCUCAAAAUAAGUUUCGCAGGCUUCCUUCUUCCUAUGCUAUAGAGCUCAUCACAAUCUUCAUCUGGCAGCUGGCAGGGAAGCCAGUCUUUUUCAGCCUGAUUCAGGGAAUGAGAGCUAUCCUGAAGCUUCUGGUUAGAUACCCAGAAAUAUGCAUUGUUUGGCACAAACACUACAGUCCAAACUCUCUGAUUUUCAAAAAGGUGUUCCAGAAGCAAACCAGGCCAUUUGUUUUGGAUCCUGCAAACCCAACAUUUAAUGUGUGUGAGAACAGCAACGCUUGGGAUGAAGUGGCUCAUGUGGCGAGACGGAGCCUCCUUAAGCCUCUUUUUAAUGGUGUGCAAGCGAAAGAACCCUGGCUUUUUACAAACGGCUGGUAAAAACGAGAGAAAGCAUUAGCCUGGUUGCAGUCCUGUCAAAUAGGUUUGCCAAGGCAUAUAACACUAGUAGCCAAUAGGAAUAUUCCAAUAUAAAGAAAUGUAAAUGAAGAAUCGUGGGGUGUUUUUUGUUCUCUCUCUAAUCUUUUUAGCAAACAAUUCUUUGUCAUUACUUCUGAAUGAACAAGACAAUCCAUUCUAGUCAGGGGAUUAAAUCGUCCGCUAAAUUUUUAUCCCUGUGUGAGGGAAGAAGCUGAAAGAUAUGCUUCCUUAUGUUUGUAAAGAGUUCAAGCACUAGAGCAAAGAGGGCAACUUUUCACAGCUCCUACAACUUCCUUCCUUCCCAGCUCACUAGGGCAGCACUGGAAUUCCAUAAAACAUCUGAGCAUUGUUUAUUUAAAAAAGGCCCCUGAAAAGAACUCACCGGUUACACAGUAAGAUGACUAUAGUUCCAUAACAUCUGGCAAAUCACUAGGUUGCAAUAGAUAAACGCUGGAAGGCUCUACACUAGGCUGUCUCUCAAUACAUCGUUUAUUUCCAGAAGUUAUGGCCGAUCACACAUCUUCUGAGGGUAAGAUGAAGGGAAGGUUGGAAAUAUAAUGAAGAGUAGAAAGAAAUUAUGUAUCCAGACUCUACCCAUUGUAUGGGGUACUAACCAUUUUAGUUCGUAAAGACAGACUAUUUUGUAUACAGUUUCAACAUCAGUAAUUGGGGCUACAGCACAAAGACCUCACCUGAAGGGGAGUUGGAAAGACUGCAUUAUUUUCUGGAAUGAUGGUUCUAGCAGUGGUGGCUACUAACAGGAGAAACAGCAUGGAGUAUGGGACCUGAUCCUACAAGGUGCUUGAGCAUCAUCAGCACCUCCUAGAGUUCAGGCUAGUGGAAGAAACACAACUGAGACAGAACAAGAGGGAAACAGAAGUGGGAAAGUAAUCAGCAUAAAUUUUUCUCUUGAGUGGCAUGCUGUGUUAGGCUUAAGGCAGUUACCUGAUUAAAUUACUUCACACUAGCACAGCAGAUCAUCUGGGAUCCAGGAUUUGGUGCCUAGUAAUUUUUUAUUCGGCUUUACUUUGAUUUAUCUAUGGGCAGAUACCUCUUUCAAUUAUGUGAGUUGUUAAGAAAUUAAAUUGUGUUGAGAAAAAAAGUCAAAUUAUUAGUCCAUUUUAAGUGUCCAGUAGGACUGUUUGUCAUCAUCCAAAUAAACAAAUAUAAAAACUAAGUUAUUCCAACACUUUGCCAUUUACAAGCAGUUGUUUAAAUACUUUGUGAUGCUGAAAUUCUACCCUGAUAGAUAGGAACCAAAUAGGUAGAUAACAAUUGUUUAUCAAAUGCAAAAUAGAGCAUGUACUGUUUACUGAUGCUGUAUAAAAUUCAUUGUACUCUAUGAAUCAUUAUGUUUUGAAAACACAUCCUGAAUGAAGGCUAUUUUUUCCAAAGUGGUCCAAGCAAACUAUUAGACGCUAGUGCUUCAUUAAUUACAAUUGAAUUUGUGCUGAGAGAGAGCAAACACCACACAGUCUCUCUCACGCUGAGCCAGAUAAAUUAAAAAUUCAUAAUUUUCCAUUAUUAUCUUGUUUUAGUAUUUGUUUUAAUGACAUAAUUGGCAAGAUUCUACUGCCUGGGAAUUUGAAUUGCAUUAGUAUAUGUUUCUCAACUUAAUAUAGCAAAGUUGCUGUAAGAUAAAUUUCUGCUUUCACAACAGAUGCUUUCAUGUGAGGGUUCUUUCAGUGGGAAAAAAGUGAGAACUAAAAGCACUUAAGUACCUUGGUGCUACCCAGUACAGACUUCACUCCCAGCUGCUGCUACUUUUGAAGAAGCUGUUUUCUUUUCUAUUCUCCUGUGGAAGCUCCUAGUACAAUGAGCAAAAUAA